AUGCCUCAAUGCGAAACACCUGGUCGUGUUUUGUCAGUUUUAAUUCACGAUAAAUAUUCGAAACGUUUUCUUGGUAUUAUUCAACUGACAACUGAUCUAUUGAAAAGUCAAUUUAAAGACGAUUUUAUUGGUUUGGAUGAGAAAAAACGGGGUCAAUUGAAGCAAUACAUUCGUAAUCAUUCGGCUAAUUUGUCGAUUUGUGUUCCUGUACAACCAUUUGGAUUUGAUUUUUGUGGUGGAAAAUUAUUAGCUAUGCUCGCGUUCUCCUUAGAGCUUCACCAGAUGUAUGAAAUGAGAUAUUUGAAUUCUUUGGCCUUGAUCACCACAACAUCGAUUCAUGGAAAAUCCGUUCAAUAUGAUCGACUUAAGCAAUUGAAAUUUAUUGGCUAUACUCAAGGAUAUGGAACCAGUCAUAUUCCAAUGUCCUUUAUGAACAAAGUAUAUCGUUUUUUAGAAGAAAAUUAUCCAAAAUUCAAUGUUCGAAAACAAUCGAAAUGGCAAUCAUUACGAUUUCUAGCGCAACAAUUACAUAUUGAUAGUAAUCAACUUUUCUAUCACGGUGAUCAACGUGGAAUUUAUUGUGGCUGGACUGGUAGUAACGCCAGAGAUUUUCUUCUAAAAAAGAAUGCAAAUUAUGACAGAGAUAAACUUCAAUCAGUCGAAACAAUAACUCAAUUCUGGAAAGAAAGAUGGGCCAAACAACGUGCAGCUCAUUUGAAAAAACAGAACACAUGA
Messenger RNA from Rotaria sp. Silwood1, 735 nucleotides. Lineage: Eukaryota; Metazoa; Rotifera; Eurotatoria; Philodinida; Philodinidae. The record is from the annotation of a GenBank genome assembly.